Fusarium odoratissimum NRRL 54006 is the source of this 637-nucleotide messenger RNA. RefSeq lists its product as uncharacterized. The record is from RefSeq and is a predicted model, not a curated record. Lineage: Eukaryota; Fungi; Ascomycota; Sordariomycetes; Hypocreales; Nectriaceae. The transcript has a single exon. The coding region runs from base 94 to 510 and encodes 138 amino acids.
AAAAAAAGUACCUGUCUCUUCAGAGCAUAAACAACGAGAUAGGAUUGGAGGAAUUGAUUGCCCUGGCUUUUGGUGGCCAAUCCCUCAACGUUGAUGACUAGCCUCUCUACAGGUACAGUGCAUUCUAUUAUUCCUUGCAUGCUGCAGCCAAAAAAAAGUCGCUAUGCAACGAAUGAGGUGAAACGAAAAGAAAGAAACCACAGGUCUAGCCUCAAACUGACGGUCCCAGGCCAAUCGAGCAACGAUACGGCAUUAGUGUGUUGCAUCUUGUUGCUGUAUUUGCUCCAUUGCUCUGCAGAUUUUUUGACAGUUUUUGGACUCGCCUCGAGACAAUCACGGAACCAAUGUUUUUUAUCACCCGACUUGCGGGCCUUUUCUCGGUCUCGUCUCCGGGAACUGGUUGUGGAAGACUCCAUGUCCAUGGAGGCUUGCCGAGCUAGAGACGCUACGAGUUUUUUGCCAGACCAGCAUCGAGAAGCAAAAGCUUGCUUGUCGAGUAGGUAUUGUUGAGAGGGAACGGAGUCCGGCGUUAAAAUAGACGAGCUAGAUAUGCAUUGUAACAUUCAAGUUGGCAGAGGCUUAACCGACAUGACGUCUGUUUAUAUCUUGAACUGCAGCUUGAGUUAUGGGAUUGAAC